AUGAAUUAUUCAGGCACUGAGAUCCUCAGAGUCCCAGAGGGUGAGCGAGUCUCGCUCAGUGUGAACAAUCUCUCCGUUAAAGUGCCCGCCAAGCGUGACAUCGACGAUGAUAUACCUAUCUUAAACGAGGUUUCCUUCGAUUUGGCAUCAUCCAACAUGAUGGCCAUCAUGGGUGGUUCAGGUUCGGGUAAAACCACCUUGCUUAACGUCUUGGCUCAAAGGACUAAUGUGAACAACAAUAAGUUACUCUUCUCAGGGUCCAUGCACUACAAGUGCCCAGAUGAAACCAAAGACAGUAGCAUAUCCGUGGCAUACAUGCUACAAGAAGACCGCUUUCUUCCCGGUUUGACAUUAUUAGAAACACUCCAAUAUCAAGCACAGUUACGUCUCCAUUCCAGUACUAGAGAACAGCAGAACCAGAUUAUUGCACAUUUAUUGAACCUUUUGGAGCUUGACCACCGCAAAGAUGAGAUUGUGAUGUCCUUCACAGAAAAGAUCAAUUUGUCCGGAGGUGAACAGAGAAGAGCUUCUUUGGCUAUUCAGCUUUUAAACAAACCUCAAGUCUUAUUCUUGGAUGAGCCAACGACUGGGUUGGACACCUCUUCCGCAUUGACACUUGUGCAUGUGCUCAGAAAACUUGCAUCACCUGAGAUAGGUAUCACUAUCAUUAUCCUGAUCCAUCAGCCUAGAGCUGAAAUCGCCAGUCUUUUUGACAAUCUUUGUGUCUUGACGCGUGGUGGUAGACAAGUUUUCUAUGGAUCUCUCGAUGGAUCAUUGCUGCAUUUUUCAAAGCUCGAGGGCACUGGAAUCGUUUCUAAAAUGGAUUCUUCUGCUGACUCGUACGCCAUGUUGAAUCGUAUUAUGGCUAUGCUGGUCAAAGACACAAGUUCCCUUUCGAAAGAAUUAUCUACUGCUCGCAUUGUAGAUCAAUUGGUCUCCAUUUGGAAAGAACACAACCCAUACAUUCAAGACUUAACCCCCGAAGCGCAACAAGAAAAUUUGAGAAAAAAUUCGAAAGUUUUCAAGUCCAACAAUCCAUUGCCUUUGUAUCGUGAGGUUUGGGUCUUAACAAAGCGUUCCGCUUUAAUUUCGGUCCGUGACAAGGUUUCUUUGUUGUCACUCCUCGUUGGAGCAACUUUAAUCUCUUUUGCCAUUGGUUGGAUGUUUUUUAAACCAAUUCCAAACCUAUCGGGAAUUAGAUCAAUCACUUCGAGUCUUUAUGCCAUUCUUGAGGUUGUUGGUUUCGCUCCAUUGACAAUGGAGAUCGCAAGACUUUGGUCAUUUGACGGUCGAUUCUACUUCAAAGAAUACAAAGAAAAAUGCGUUUCUCCUGCCGGCUUCGUUAUAUCCAGAAGACUUGCUAAGUUCUUCAUAGAAGAUUUACCUAUGUGCAUAAUCUUCUCUGUCAUUACGUAUUUCAUGUGGGGAUUGCGUCUCGGUUUGUCAUACCAAGAUACCGGCAGCGUUGAGUAUUUUUUCAAAUUUUUCGUGAUUAUCCUUUUCGUCGCUUUGGUUUCCAUGUCAACCGCAAGUCUUGCGUUUGCGUUGUCCAAUGACUUCUCCUCCUCACUUUUGCUCACAAACGUCUUUUAUCAAAUUCAAAACUCGGGUUGUGGAUAUUUCGUGAAUUCGAAAACUAUGCCCGUCUAUGUUCGUUGGACAAAGUAUAUUGCAUACUUCUGGUAUGCUUUCGGAGGUUUAGUGUCCAAUCAAUACACCAAUUGGGAAGGACAGUGUGAUUACCCACAAGGAGACCCUAGAUGCAUCGCGUUGAGCGGAAACCAUCAACUUCAUCAACUUGGAUACCCUCAAAAUUGGGUUGGUGCUCCAAUUGGAUAUCUAGCCAUUUGGUUUGUCGGAUUUAAUUUGUUGACAAUUCUCGUGCUUACGUACAUCAAAAAGUACGAUGUUGAAAUUGCUGGCAAGAAGAAGAACAGAAUUGGCACUGGUGAGACUGGACAAGAGGACAUGCUUGGUUCAGAUACGCUGGUGAGUGACAAGGAGAUUGUGAAGCAAAACAGUCCUUCUAUCAAUGUGAAAGGUAUCAAUUUGACUGUAAAAGUCAAGGCAUCUCAGAGCAUCUUUGCUAAGAAGGUGGACCGGGUUCUUUUGCAUGAUGUUAGCGCCAACUUCAUUUCUAACGCCGUGAACGUUAUCAUGGGACCUUCUGGUAGCGGAAAAACAACUCUUCUUAAUCUUUUGGCCGAUCGUCUUUCCAUGUCUUCGCCAAAAAGAAACGGAUCUAUUUUUUUAAAUGACACUCAGGAGAUUCUGCCCAGUGAAUUGUCUAAAAUUUCGGCUUACGUUACACAACAUGACAAUUUGCUUAUCUCCACUCUUACAGUAAGAGAAACAUUAUAUUACCAGGCCAUCUUGAGACUUCCAGCAGAUGAACAUCCAAGAAUUCCCUCUAUUAUAGAAAAUUUGAUGAGACAAACAGGUCUCAUUGAUUGCGCCGACACUCCAAUUGGUAACGAGUCCAAAAAGGGAACUUCAGGAGGUGAGAGGCGUAGAGUCUCCAUUGCGAUCCAGCUUUUGAGCCGGCCAAAAAUCCUUUUCUUGGAUGAGCCAACUUCAGGACUCGACUCUGCGACGUCAGUGUCCAUCUUACAAUUGUUAAAAGACUUAGCAUCGGAGGGAACAACCAUUGUUUCAACUAUUCACCAGCCCAGCAAGGCUAUGCUCGACAACUUUGACUCGCUCACUCUUUUGGCUAGAGGCGGACAUGUGAUCUACGAUGGUCCUAGAAGUCAAAUUGGCUCAUAUCUCAGCGACAAGGGUUACUCUUGCCCACCCUCUGUCAAUUUAGCAGACUACAUUUUGGAUAUUGUCUCUAUUCAACUUGAAGAGUCAAAGGAAAAUUCUGAGGCAAGAGUCUCGUUUUUAGUCCAAGAAUGGGAGAAAUCCGAGUCACUUUACAAGUCAUCGGAUUUCUCUGGAGAGCUGGUUGACAUGUCCUUGUUUCAUGGCCCUCGUGUUCCAUGGUUUAUCGUUUUCAAAGCUUUAUGUCAACGACUGUUCAUUGUCUCCUUCCGGGACGCGGACAUUCUUUUCACAAAAGUUUUCACCUUGUUUUUACUCGCGAUUGUCUACGCAUUGUACUUUUCACCCUUGAGAAAUACGGCAAUUGGAAUUGAGAACAGACUUGGUUUGUUCCAGUCCAUUUGUAAUGCUUAUUUCGUCGGUCUCCUCAAUAACCUAUCAUUGUUUCCAUCACAGAGAAAUUUAUUCCAUCAGGAAUACAAAGACAGGACUUAUGGUGUGACUAUAUUCUCCUCGGCUUAUUCCGUCGUGGCUUUUCCCUUCGAGCUCAUUCCAAGUAUUUUCUUCGCUGCAAUGGUUGUCUUCGUGGUUGGUCUACCAAGAACUCCAGAAAUGUUCUUCGCAAUUGUUUUUGUCAAUUACGCAGCUGUGAACUGUGGUGAAUCGGCAGGAAUCUUUUUCAACAGUAUUUUUACCCAUAUGGGGUUGGUGACAAAUGUUUUGACAAACGUUUUCAUGCUAGGACUCUUCAUGGCAGGAACCAUGUCUUUGCAAAUGCCAAAGUUUUUCAAGGCUUGGAACUAUCUCAAUCCUGUUAAAUAUGUGGUGCUCAUUUGUAUGAAUAUGGCCUUCAAGGACCAAGUGUUUCCUUGUGUUGACGGUAACUGCCACUUGGCCACUGGCCAAGCCGUGCUCGAGACUUACAAUUUGACCGGUCACAUUCCAACUCUCUUUGGAGCAUUGACUGCUUGUAUUGUGAUUGGACGUGCAAUUGCAGUUGCGUCUGUGUACAUUCGUGCUAAGUACUUCCUUUAA
Molecule: messenger RNA, 3798 nt
Organism: Australozyma saopauloensis
Lineage: Eukaryota; Fungi; Ascomycota; Pichiomycetes; Serinales; Metschnikowiaceae
Gene: ROA1
Product: Roa1p
Exons: 1
Coding region: 1-3798 (1265 amino acids)
Biological process (GO): transmembrane transport
Cellular component (GO): membrane
Molecular function (GO): ABC-type transporter activity; ATP binding; ATP hydrolysis activity
Source: RefSeq, a predicted model, not a curated record